Chenopodium quinoa (quinoa) is the source of this 717-nucleotide messenger RNA. Its product is annotated as protein PFC0760c-like. The transcript has 3 exons. The record is from RefSeq and is a predicted model, not a curated record. NCBI's taxonomy places the organism in Eukaryota, Viridiplantae, Streptophyta, Magnoliopsida, Caryophyllales, Amaranthaceae. The coding region runs from base 1 to 717 and encodes 238 amino acids.
AUGGGUAGCACUGAAAGUACUGCGACUUCCGGCAAGGUUUUCUCACCACCAAGUUGGAGGCCUAAUGACCGGAAAUCUAAAAAAGAAAAUGUUUCAAGCUUUCGUUUAUAUACCAUUGAAAUGAAGAUGAAGAUGGACCGUCAUCUAGAACUGCUUGAACAAGGAAAUUUGAAGGUCGAGAACAACAAAGAAAGAGGGGAAAAAAGUAAUAAGAGAAGACGAGGCGUCGAGAAAAAUGGUUGUGGAGAAUGGCCUGUUAUUAUUGUUGAUUCAGACAAUGAUGAAGGGGACAAAAAAGGUAAGGAGGGUGUUGGUGCAGAGGAGAAAAAAGAGGACGUUGAAGAAGAAGAUAAUAGUGAGGAAGACGAAGAGACUGAUGAAAGUACUGAAAGUGAUCUGAAUUCUAACUCAAGAACUGAAUCUGAGAAAGAAGGUGUUGCUGAUUUAGAUGAAGAAAUGGAAUCAAGUGGUGAUAGUUAUAAAGAGGAUGAUGAUGACAACAUUGGUGCAGGCUCUUCUUUUGGGAACAAUGAAGAAGGAAAUCUAGAGACAAGUGAAGAUUCUUCAAUGUUUCGAUCAUAUGGACUACUUGAAUUAGGUAGUGAUCCUGAUCUUGGCGACUAUUCUGAUGGUGAUAAUGGCAGUAGUUUUGAUUCUGAUUAUAAAGUAAUUCCUGGUCGAUUUUAUCAUGUUCUUGCUAUUGAAGGUGAAGAAUGA